ACUUCAAAUAUUUUCCUUAAAAUUUUCCCUUUUGUCUCUGCAAAACCAAAACAAAUUAGAGAAAAAAAAACCCAAAAAAAAAAAGAGGCAGAAAUUUAAAACCAGAAAUGAGCCCUGCCCAAUUUCAUGAUCAGAGACCUGAUUACCUGUCCCCGGCCCCGCUGAAGAUCAACAAGGACUCUCAUUUCAUCAGGAAAUCCCCUAAUUCAUCGUCUUCCUCCUCGUCCUCUGCCGCGUCCUCCAUCGGCGUCGUCGGUCCUCCGGCCAAGCCACAGCAACACCGCCAGCCGGUCAUCAUCUACACGCACUCGCCCAAGGUCAUCCACACGCACCCUAAGGAUUUCAUGGCGCUAGUGCAAAAACUCACUGGCCUGUCUCGCUCCGAAUGCGAUCAAUCGUCGAAUACGAAAUCCGACAGCCGAAAUUCCUCCCCUGCUGACGAAAACAAGAUUGAUAAGAUCACCGGAAGCGACGACACUCACGAUCACGAUAAUGAAUCGUCGUCGGCGAUCACGGAUGAAAAUUCUUCCUUCUUAUCUCCAAUUCUGGAUCCGCAUCCAGGACCUUUCCUGACAAAUGCUCCGGUUUUUGCACCGAAUUCGGCACAUUAUAUAAACUGCAGCGACCCAUUCUUUUACAUGCCGCCGAAUAUGAGGACCUCUAUUUCUUCGUCUGCUGCCUUCGAUGCCAUUAAUGAGUUUCAGGAUUACUGAAUAUUUAAUUUAAUUUGGUUUAUGAGGUUAGAAUUUUGGAGUAAUUAAGAUCAGAAUUUACUACUAAUUGAUUUUUUGUUUUUUUCUCAAGCUAGCCAGGGUUUGAGUUUUUAUCCAAAUAAAGAGUUUCGUUUUUG
Molecule: messenger RNA, 850 nt
Organism: Rubroshorea leprosula
Lineage: Eukaryota; Viridiplantae; Streptophyta; Magnoliopsida; Malvales; Dipterocarpaceae
Source: the annotation of a GenBank genome assembly